This is a messenger RNA of Glossina fuscipes, 2483 nucleotides long. RefSeq names its product E3 UFM1-protein ligase 1 homolog (gene Ufl1). The record is from RefSeq and is a predicted model, not a curated record. NCBI's taxonomy places the organism in Eukaryota, Metazoa, Arthropoda, Insecta, Diptera, Glossinidae. The transcript is spliced from 7 exons. Gene Ontology annotation, cellular component: endoplasmic reticulum membrane. Bases 84 to 2429 code for a protein of 781 amino acids. Gene Ontology annotation, biological process: response to endoplasmic reticulum stress; regulation of proteasomal ubiquitin-dependent protein catabolic process; protein K69-linked ufmylation. Gene Ontology annotation, molecular function: UFM1 ligase activity.
AAUCAAAAAAAUUAAUUUUUCUCUAUAAAAAUCAACUCAAUUAGUUAUUACGGAAAGUGAAGGGCAAGAAUAAGGAUAAGAAAAUGUUAAAUGAUUGGGAUGAAGUAAAACGCUUGGCGGCCGAUUUCCAAAAAGCCCAAUUAACGUCUACGUUGCAAAAACUAUCGGAACGCAACUGUGUCGAAAUUGUUGCUUUAUUAUUGGAAAAGCAAUUGCUAGAAGUCAUAUUCACUAAUGAUGGCAAAGAAUAUAUAACACCAGAUCAUUUAGAAAGAGAAAUUCAAGAUGAAUUGUAUGUGAAUGGUGGGCGAGUCAACUUAGUGGAAGUCAGUAAAACCUUAAACGUAGAUUUAACUAAGAUUGAAAAAAUUGCUGAGAAAAUAGCUAAAGAGAACGCCAGUAUCCACUUCAUCUUGGGCCAAUUAAUUGAUGAAGAUUAUAUUACGUAUAUAGCCCAAGAGAUACAAGAAAAACUACAACAAAAGGGUGAAAUUACAGUCAAUGAUUUAACGGAACAACUUGAUUUGCCAUCGGAUUUCUUGCAACAUGAUGUUAUUGAGAAACAUUUAGGAAAGAUAAUUAAAGGACGGCAAGAUCCAACAAAUCCUCGAAACUUCUUCACCCAAUCCUAUGUACAACGUUGUAAGGCCAAGAUACGUGGAGCUCUGUCUGCUUUAACUAGGCCUACUAAUGUUUCAGUUAUAUUGCAACAAAUCAAUGUUCAACAGAAAAUCUUUCAUACCCUUCUGGAUGAGCUUAAUCCGGCUGGCUACGUUACUUCCAAAGUAGCUAAUGCUCAGUAUGUACCGCAUAUAUACGCUCGGAUGCAAAUCGAUUGGGUCAACAGUUUCUACAGGCAAAAUGGUUUUCUGGAAUAUGAGGCUCUUACUAAACUGGGUAUAAGUAACGCGAAACAAUUUAUUAACAAACAUUUGGCCGAAGAACAGUUUAUAUAUCUUAAACGUUGGGCGAUUAGUGAGAAACUUCUUGAAUUAACUAUAAUACCAUCUUUAUUGGCAACGAAACAAUACAUUGAUCUGUCUUCUAUAUUACCCAGUAAUAUGUCUACAGCCGACAAGGAAGAACUUUUUGAAAUUAUUAUUAGUAAGAAACUGAAUAAUAUCAGUAAUCAAUAUAUACUGCUGGGCAGCGAAAAAGGUUCAAGUAUAGUGUUCACGACGUCAUAUUUGGAGGAACUCAUCGAACCUUGCCGUGAAAUGGCGAGAUGCAAAGCAAAAGGUUCCGUAGAAACAGGAAUUUACCAGCAAUACCUGACUGCUAAGCUGAUGUCACAAAAAUCCUUAACUGAGACAGAAGAGGAUUCAAUGAAGCUUGAUAAAAAAGAUGAACGACGUAAAAAGGCUUCUACUGGCAAGGCUGGUGGUGGAUCACAAGGUCGUGAAACUAAAACUAAAUCUACUAAGAAGCAUGCACGUGGAGGUCCUGGUAAAAGAGGAAAUGUUGACAGUGAUGACGAGGAUAAUAAUAUUGAAUCUUUGGGUAAAGCGCGAAAGCAAUUGGAAUUAGUUACUAUGGCAGAUAUAAUCGAAAUUAUAAACAAUGAAACUCUUAAACUCAAUAUGGAAGAAUUAAAUGAAGACAUCGCAUCUUUAUGUCAUGAGCAAUUAAAUCAAUUGGCUAUGAACACUGCCCAGGAGCUAUAUGAAGCGACAUUGCAAAAAUCCGCAGCUGGUGGUGGUCGUCAAAGUCAUGCAACCGUGCAAGAGAAAAUUAAUGCUUUGCUUAUAGAUUUGCGGCUCUAUGAAAAAGGUCUUAAGCUCUUUCCCGCUAACGUUCAAACCGAAUUAAUAAAAUAUCUUUUAAAAUCAAUGGGUAACGAUAUAUGCAACGAACUGCUCGCGUAUAUUGCUAAUGAAUGCCAAAUCGAAUUAAAAAAUAAUAACCUAAAUAUGGAUCAACGUAAUAAGUUGGCUCAAGAGUGCGGAAAUUAUAAGGCACCUCUAUUGGAUUUAAAUAAAGCGCUGAGCAAAACGGUUGAUGAGUUUGUGCUGGCCACGGAGACGCUCUUAAAAAGUUGCAGCAUGAUUAUUAAGAAAGUUGAUAAGAAGAAAGAUCGUCAGUUAAUUACACAACAUCGUGAAAAGUUACUGGAACAAUUAAAACAACAAACUGAACCUGCCGUCAUACUUCAUUUAACUGCACUGGUGUUGUUCACUACAAUAACGGGAUGCAUUUUACAUGCUUCGGGUAAAUUCGUAGGGCAAAUACUAGCAUUCAUUAAAGCAUCUGUGAACGAUGAACAAAAUCGUUUAUUAAUCGAUUAUCAAGAUUUGGUUAUAAACGUAUUACGUUUAUCAAAAGAGGACGAAGAAUAUCAAAAAUCUUUAGAGCAAUUACAAGAGAUGGAAUCGCAAAUUAAACAUCUGGCCUUGAGUUUCGAAAAACCGGGCUUCGUAAAAACAGAUUAAAACUGGUCUUCAAAAAAUUAACAUUAAAAUUACUUUCUUUAAUAACUAACUGAC